Molecule: messenger RNA, 3041 nt
Organism: Pomacea canaliculata
Lineage: Eukaryota; Metazoa; Mollusca; Gastropoda; Architaenioglossa; Ampullariidae
Exons: 18
Coding region: 337-2736 (799 amino acids)
Biological process (GO): proteolysis
Molecular function (GO): metalloendopeptidase activity; zinc ion binding
Source: RefSeq, a predicted model, not a curated record
ACUCGCUGCUCUUGACAACCAGCAAGCAGGGCAUUUUUCUCGUCAGCCAAUUCUGAUCCUCGGUUAUCGUCCGGGAUUGUUUUUUUCAACCCCUUAAGCCCCACCCCGUUAACAAGCACCGUUUCAGAUUUGCAGGAUUCUUUUAUUUUUGCUUUUACAUGAAGUUUGAAACUCGGUGUAAACCUCGCUCUGACCUUUUCCAUAUUUGCACAGAUGGGACUAGUCGUUCAAAGAUGAAAUUUUGACAGACGUGGUUCUUUUUGGCUGGAAAAAAAGGAAGUGGAUACUCCAGUGUCAAGUUUGUCAGCUGUGUGAAGGAUACACGAAACCGCCGCUAUGUGCAAUAGUUAUCUGCCUAUGGCCGUGCUUGUACUGGUGCUACCUGCCGUACGGGGUCAGUCCCCCCACCAAGCCGCCGGCCCCCCAGGCUGGAACUCCUACAGACGCCGAGAACCGCGCACCGACAAGACCAUCGACCAGCUGAUAACGGAGGCUCUGGGAGGCAUCGAUGUGGCCUCCAACAAGAUUCUAGCGGAAGGCGAGAACAUUCUGGCGGAACUGGAUAUGUACCUGUCACAAGAUCAGUUUAUUAGUCUGUACGAACCUCCGUCUGGUGACCUUAUUUUGUGGCGUAACGGUAGCAGCUUAACCUCAAGAUCACGUCACAAGCGGAAGGCGGCUCGCGAUGUAGUCUUGCGUUGGCCUCAAGGCGAGAUUCCUUACCAAUUCGCCAGAGGAGACUUCAAUGCGAAGGAGGAGUACAUGAUCAAGCAGUGCAUGACGGAAUGGGAACGUUACACCUGCGUCAAGUUUCGCCCAGCCACCAGCGCCGAUCGAAACAUGGUUCGAUUCCAAAAUGGAAUGGGCUGCAACUCACAGCUGGGUAUGGUAGGAGGUGUGCAGCUGCUGAACCUGGACAUAGCUGGGUGUCGCUUCCGCGGCCUGUACCUGCACGAGAUCGGCCACGCCAUUGGAGUAGUGCACGAGCACCAGCUGCCGGACCGCGACACCUACAUCGACAUCCUCUACGGCAACGUGUCGCCGCACAUGCGCGUGUGGUUCAACAAAUACUCCCCCGACACCGUCAACCAGUUCAGUGUGCCCUACGAGUACUCCUCCGUCAUGCACUAUGGCGUUACGGCAUUUUCCUAUAACAACCAAGCGCAUACGAUUCGAACUAAAGAUUCGUCAAAGGAGAAAGAGAUAGGCAAAGUCUACAUGAAGGAACUGUCAUUCUCUGACGUCAAAGUCGUGAGCUCCAUGUAUUCCUGCAACGCAUUCUGUGCCAGUACCGUGACAUGUACUGACGACGGCUUUCUGGAUCAGAACUGUAACUGCAUCUGUAAAGAUGGAAGUCGGGACUGUGAAGUCCGAUCUUCACAGGGCAUAGACAUGAGCGCUCAAACGGAGACAAGCCCACCCGAUGGUACACACUGCACCAACAUUUACGACAACUGGAAGUGCGCCGUGUGGGCCAAUCAGGGAGAGUGUGACCGUAACAGCCAGUACAUGCGGACCCACUGCAAGAAGGCCUGUGGUCAGUGCAAGAAGGACAAGCAGGAGCAGGAGCAAGAAGAAAAGAACCAUUUCACAACUUGGGCUUGGCAAUGGUUUGGAAUGUUCGCGAACUUGUUUCCUAAGGACUGGAUGAUAGGUGUGUGCAAGGACGUCUACACUUUCGAGAAGUGCCACAAGUGGAAAGAGAUGGGCGACUGUGUCACCAACAGCUUUUUUAUGAAAAAAAACUGCAAGAGUACUUGCAACUUCUGCGCCAACCCCGCCAUGCAGCCAGAAGCCAGCUGCAUCAACCGUUACGACGACGCCAAAUGUGAGAUGUGGGCGUUGGACGGCGAAUGCAUGCUCAACCCGGAGUGGAUGUCGGACAGAUGUCGCAAGUCGUGUCGAAAGUGCUCUGACGGAUCUGUAUCGGACGGGCCGGACAGCGGUGGCGCCGACAAGGACAAGGAAGACGAAGAGAAGGAAUGCGUCGACAUUCACCCAAACGGAGCAGAGUGCCGGCGCUGGGCGGAGAUUGGCGAGUGCACCAAGAACCCCAAGUGGAUGAUCCCCAACUGCAGGAAGAGCUGUGGAAAAUGCGAGGAUGGAACCUGUAAAAACCUCCAUGGAGACAAAGAAUGUCAGAUCUGGGCUGAGGAAAAAGAGUGCAUCAUUAACCGCGAAUGGAUGCACGCUAACUGCGCCAUGGCGUGCGGCAUCUGUCAACCGGACGUGACGUCGCAGCCCGAGACACGAACGGCCACGCCGCGGCCCGAGGUCACCAAAAAUCGGAUACCAAGACCACCACGAGGACGAGAACGACGACAACGACAACGGCUCCUGGGAAGGGUACCCAACUGCUUCAACUCGCACAAUGAGGUGGAAUGCAUAAUAUGGGCUGAGACAGGGCACUGCGACAUCAACCCCCAGUGGAUGCACAAGCACUGCAGCAAGGCCUGCGACGUGUGUGGCGGUUCCACUGGAGGUGGAAGCUCCGGGGGUGAAGAAGAAGUCUGCAGGGACAGAGAUCCCGGUGGAUGUCCCGGAUGGGCGAAAAGUGGAUUCUGUGAGACUAACCCUGGCUACAACCUCAUUUACUGCAAAAAAUCCUGCAACAACUGUAACGGUUGCCGGGACGAGCUGUUCCUGUGUGGUGUGUGGGCGAAGGCCGGCCACUGUGCAUCCAACGCACAGUACAUGCUACGUCAUUGUCAACGUUCGUGCAGCACGUGCGAGUGAUGACGUGGCAAUGACGGGGAGAGAGUGCUGAGGCGUGACCCUUGAGUCGUUCUGUUGAACUGUUUUGCACCUGUCUGCCUGAUACAGUGAUGUUAGUGGUGAUGUUGACGGUGAUGACAUUCUUGUUCUUGUCGUGGCUUUUGCUCCAAUUUUAUAUCUCCAUUUUCUCUCCACUUUAAUUUCUCUCUUUUUUUGCAUUAUAGCAAUUUAUAGUUAAAUCCAGAAACAAACCGAGGCCAAACCGGUUUGUUUUCUGCAAGUUGUAAAAAAAAGGAAGUAAAGCAAUGUUGUAAACUACAACCAUA